Molecule: messenger RNA, 1125 nt
Organism: Paramecium tetraurelia
Lineage: Eukaryota; Ciliophora; Oligohymenophorea; Peniculida; Parameciidae
Exons: 4
Source: RefSeq, a predicted model, not a curated record
AUGGACUAGACUCACAAAUCAAUAAUUACGGAGAUCUUGCCCAAUACUAAGAGAACUCUUGAGAGGAGAUAGAAGUAAUUGGAAGAGGAGCAGAAGAAGAAAAGAGAAUAAGAGACACAACAAAAAGAGUAAGCAGAGAAGCAAAAGAAAUUCUAAUAAUAUUUGAUUGAAUAAGAAAGAAUUAAGAAAUAGGAGGAAGAUCGAAAAAAAGAAGAAGAAAAAAGAAGUUAAGAAGAAAUAUAAUAGAUGAAUACAUUAAAGGGUGAGUAUGGUAAUAUGAUGAUUGAUCUGGCUACUGGAGAUUCUAAAUUAGAUUACACUAUUUCAGGAUUAGAUCUGAGACCAACUUAAAUUAGAGUUUUAGUGAAGGUUACAGAAAAUAAUAAUACAUUAAAAGGAUUAUCAAUGAGUAGGAAACGUAUAGCUGAUGAAGAAGGAUAAGAGAUAGCGGCGAGUUUAGAAAAGAAUAUGGUCUUAGAAAGAUUAGAACUGGAAGGGAACAAUCUUGGGCCAAAGACUUUAGUUGCCAUUUCAAAAUUAUUAGAAUUCAAUAAAUCUAUUCGUGUUAUUGAUUUAGAAAGCAAUAAUUUAACUAAUCACGACAAAGAUAGGAACACUUACGAUUAUAGUGGAAUAUAUGCUAUAUGUGAAGCUCUUGAAAAAAAUGAUACUCUCUUGUAAUUAAAUCUAUGUAACUGCAAACUCGAUGAAAAAUGCGGUGAAGCUCUGGCCAAUGCUUUAAGAGAUAACACAAGUUUGAUUUGUUUAGAUAUCACUGAAAAUCCAAAGAUGAAUCUAAAUGAUGUUAGAAAGUGCUAAGAAUAUUUGAUUAGAAAUAAAAAGAUAUACGAUGAUGAGCGUUACAGAGAAUUCCAAGAAAGGCAAAGAAUUAGAAAUGAAGAUUAAACUUCCACUAUUCAAAUGCAAGAUAAGGAAAAGGCUAUUACAGCUUAAGAGGGUAUUGAAUAAAGAAUGAAUGCCAGAAGACUGGAGUUGGAGUAACACUGGAAAGAGGAGUUGGAGAAGGAGGCAAAAUUGAAAGAAAAAACUGUGCACAAUUUAAUGAAACAAGCUAAACUACUUGGUAAAAAGAAAGGCAAAGGUGGAGGUGCAAAAAAAAAGUGA